Molecule: messenger RNA, 2131 nt
Organism: Trematosphaeria pertusa
Lineage: Eukaryota; Fungi; Ascomycota; Dothideomycetes; Pleosporales; Trematosphaeriaceae
Product: PLP-dependent transferase
Exons: 3
Coding region: 292-1998 (568 amino acids)
Biological process (GO): carboxylic acid metabolic process; sphingolipid catabolic process
Cellular component (GO): endoplasmic reticulum
Molecular function (GO): pyridoxal phosphate binding; sphinganine-1-phosphate aldolase activity
Source: RefSeq, a predicted model, not a curated record
CAGACCAUGAAGUUUCGCAAGAUCCUCCGGAAGUAGUUGUGAUACCUUCCCCAUUAAGCCAUGACAGCAUUCCAGAAAAGGCAUCGACGCCGUUGCAUGUGUGCACGAGCCCCGCCUCGGCAAGUUUACCGCAAGCGUGGGCAUGUGAAGGCGAUGUGAGCUUGACGUAGCACUGUCAACCUGCGAUCACACCAACCUUAUUUCACGCGCUCCUACGACUCCUACGACUCCUGCGAUGCAAUUCUUUGCUCUCCAAUUGGUGUUUACGUGAGUCAAGCUUGGGAGAGCAAGAUGCCGGGCUCGUCAAGGCUACCCGUCAGUCUCCGCGAGACGUUCAACGCGCGGAAGCGCUCAGUGAGGGGGCAGCAGCUUGCGGCGCUGAAUAUCGAUCUUCUUAGGAAUAUCAUAUUCAUCCUCUUCGUCCUCCGUUGGACGCGCAAACUCUUCUACCAGCUCAAAGGCCGCGGCAUCAUCGGCUCCGUUGUCGACGUCUACACAUACGUCCGGCACACCCUCUAUGGCGUCUUCUUGCGUCUACCUGGCGUCCGCACAAAAGUUCAGACGCAGGUCGCGGAAUCGAUACUUAAACUCGAGCGCAAGCUCGUUCCUUCCGGUCCGGGCGUCGUGAGGAUUACCAGUCUUCCAAGCGAGGGAUGGAGCGAAGAGGAGGUGCGAACAAAGCUGCAAGAGCUGGCAGAUAUGGAUCAUACCCGCUGGGAAGAUGGGAGGGUUAGCGGGGCGGUGUAUCACGGUGGAGAUGAGUUGAUAAAGCUGCAGACGGAGGCAUUUGGGAAGUUUACGGUUGCGAAUCCGAUUCAUCCUGAUGUGUUUCCCGGUGUGAGGAAGAUGGAGGCAGAGGUUGUCGCUAUGGUCCUUUCGCUGUUCAACGCUCCCGAAGGCGCCGUAGGCGUCACAACGAGCGGCGGCACCGAAUCCAUCCUCAUGGCCUGCCUCUCCGCGCGCAACAAAGCCUACCAAGAACGCGGCGUCACCGAGCCCGAAAUGAUCCUCCCCGAGACCGCACAUACGGCUUUCCGCAAAGCAGGCGAAUACUUCAAGAUUAAGAUCCACCUCGUAGCCUGCAAGGCGCCGUCCUACAAAGUUCACUUGCCCUCUGUUUCGCGUCUCAUCAAUCCCAAUACCAUCCUCCUAGUCGGUUCCGCGCCAAACUUUCCCCAUGGCAUCAUCGAUGAUAUCUCUGGUCUCUCGAAAUUGGCGCAUAAGAAGAAGUUGCCACUUCAUGUAGACUGCUGUCUUGGCUCGUUCAUUAUCCCGCUUCUACCCAAAGCAGGUUUUGACUCCGAGCCCUUCGACUUCAAACUCAAAGGUGUGACUAGUAUAUCCUGCGACACACACAAAUACGGAUUCGCGCCGAAGGGGAACAGCACCGUGCUAUACCGCUCCGAUGACUACCGCAAAUACCAAUAUUUUAUCAGUCCCGAUUGGUCCGGCGGCGUAUACGCUUCUCCCUCGAUCGCGGGAUCAAGACCUGGCGCGCUGAUUGCAGGAUGCUGGGCUAGUUUGGUCAAGCAGGGCGAGAGUGGAUAUGUGGAUGCAUGUCAUAAGAUUGUGGGCGCGAUGAAGAAGAUCGAGGGCACCAUUCGCGAGCGGCCUGAACUCUCCACAGACCUCAAAGUCAUCGGCCGACCCCUCGUCUCCGUCGUUGCAUUCCUCUCGAACACGUUGGAUAUUUACGACAUCGCAGAUGGUAUGUCUGAAAAGGGAUGGCAUCUCAACGCCCUCCAAUCACCCCCAGCGAUCCAUAUAGCUGUCACUUUACCCAUCGUCGCCGCUGUUGAUAAGCUGAUCGACGAUCUGGUCGAAGUCACUGAGGAGGUUAAGGAGAAGGAGAGAAGGCGGAUAGCAGAGGGGAAGGGAGCGAAGGGAGCGGUCAAGGGCGAUGCGGCGGCGCUGUACGGUGUUGCUGGGAGCCUGCCAAAUAAGAGUGUGGUUGUGGAUUUGGCGAAAGGGUUCUUGGAUACCUUGUAUAAGGCCUAGGGUUUCCGUCGGGUCCAUUGUUAUAUCUUACUAGAAUACUAAUGGGUUGAUAGCGUUCCAGAGCGUGUAUACAACCUUAAACCUUAGAAUGAUUGAUCGUACGUGAUUGGGCUGAUGUGAACUAGGAUUUCAU